GACAUUUAAAAAUGUUUUAAUGCUACUUUAUUGUGCUUUAAUAAAGUUAUCUACAGUUCUUUGUGACUUAGCAUUAACUACCACAAAGUUGAUAAAUAAUCAUAAUGUUGUCUGUUUGUUAGUGUCCUAUUCCCUUUCUCUGAACUUACAAUGGUGACCCAUUUUACUUGUCUCCUUGACAAUAUUGAAUGUUUCUCCAUCCAUGUUUGCAUAUGUUUGCAGUGUGAAGAGGAUAUAACAUAUGCUAUCGUUACAACUGGACUCCAAUUUAAUAUACAUGGAAAGAAUAAUCAAGCUUAUCCAUGCAGUAAAUGUGGCCGAGUGUAUCAGAAUAAAAGCACCUUAAAUCGUCACUUAAAGUUUGAGUGUGGACAGUUGCCUCAAUUUGCAUGCCCAUUUUGUGAACAUAAAUCAAAACGCAAGUAUGAUCUAUUUUCGCAUGUCCGUUUACUGCACGAUGGAAAUUGGACCUGUUAAUACUUUUCAUUUCAAAGAUAUUGUUAUUGAAUAACUUGAGACAAUGUCACAAUAAAGUAUGAGAUGUUCCCGCUGA
Molecule: messenger RNA, 553 nt
Organism: Frankliniella occidentalis (western flower thrips)
Lineage: Eukaryota; Metazoa; Arthropoda; Insecta; Thysanoptera; Thripidae
Product: longitudinals lacking protein, isoforms A/B/D/L-like
Exons: 2
Coding region: 151-477 (108 amino acids)
Source: RefSeq, a predicted model, not a curated record